Dentiscutata heterogama is the source of this 200-nucleotide messenger RNA. Lineage: Eukaryota; Fungi; Glomeromycota; Glomeromycetes; Diversisporales; Gigasporaceae. The record is from the annotation of a GenBank genome assembly.
CGAAGAAGAUGAGAUAGAUUUCAGUGAUGAUGGACGAAAUGAAGAGGAGGAAGAAGAAAUGUUAUAUGACGAUGCGGCCGAUAUGGACGAUGAAAACAUAAAUGUGCCGGGUACACCCAAUUCUGGGACAAAGAGAAAAAUUUUAAUAGAUGCCCAUGAUAUAUCAGAAAGUUCGCCACAAAGUAAAAAAGGAAAAAUUG